ACACCACUGCCAGAGGGCUUCAAGCUGUGGCCUCUCAACAGCAACAUUCAGGCGAACGGGAUGCUGUGUUGGGCUUACAACGAUCUGACACAGAUGCUCACACUUGACACGGCGACAAUGGAGUUCUCGGUGGCCGAGCUCCCUCGAUGCGUGAAGGCACUGGACUGCAGCUUCGUUGUUGGCGAGACGAUCAACGGCACGCCCUGUGUUGUCUAUACUAUGAAGUUCAGAGUCUGCCUGUUCUUGCAGACAUUGGACGGUGAUGGUGUCAAGAGGUGGGCAAGGGACAAGGCCACCUCCUUAGACCCACAACUUGAUGGGGUCCUGGGAAAACUGAAGGGCAGGUACAGCGAGCUCAAGGUUGUGGCAGUCAGGGAUGGGUUUGCAUACUUGGCAACAUCGAUGAAGUACCGUUCCGACAUGAUCCCGAGCUGGGUGUUGUCCCUCUGCUUGGAAACGAUGCAGUUGGAGAAGAUGUUUCAGAGGCCUUAUGAGUGUUGUGUGCACCCCUAUGUUAUGUCAUGGCCUCUUUCAUUAGUUGGUAACUACGGUUGUUUCGCCCUCAGAGAUGGCCCAUGAACUAUCCCUCCAUAGAAGCCACUGUAAAGCUUGCUAGUUCAGUUUACACGCAGUGCAUGUGGCGAAAGCAUCAAUUGUUUGGUAAACAGAGAAGCCUAUGAAAGAGGAAUAAUUAUUCUUCAGAUAAACUCAUUCUGUGUGUUUAUUUAUGUGCAACUUUCAACCAGCAGAGUAGCCGUUUUCAAAUUUGUUAAUGGGAAUUCAGUUGAAAUCUAUGUAUCCAAGUUUAAUUUCAGUUU
Molecule: messenger RNA, 818 nt
Organism: Panicum virgatum (switchgrass)
Lineage: Eukaryota; Viridiplantae; Streptophyta; Magnoliopsida; Poales; Poaceae
Exons: 1
Coding region: 61-579 (172 amino acids)
Source: RefSeq, a predicted model, not a curated record